UUUGGUGCAUGCUCUGAGGACACAGCGCUGAGGAGCUGAGACUGGACAUAUGCAUAUCACAGGCUCUGCAGCCCCGGGCCAGAGGAGUGGGAACACCCGCUAACAUGAAGGGAGCAGCUGAGACCUCUGAGAGCUAUUGUUUCGGGUUGUUUUCAUCUCCGCGGGGUGUUCUUCAGCUGAGAGCGUCCCAUUGGGAGAUGGGCCCCGUCCCACCGCUCUGAUCUCGCAGUACAGCCCCUUGAGUGGGGCGCUCCUGUCAGCCUCGUGCCAGACAGGCUGUAGUUUGCGGCAGGACGCUGUUGCCAGUUAAAGGCUGACUCUGUGAAUCUUCUCAGUACUCCAAAAUCCACCUGGGGCGUGGAUUGGCUCGAAAUGUGCUGGGCCUUAUAGGCACAUUGGGCAGGGCAAGCAACCCAAAUUUGGCAUCGUUGGCCUGAGGGGUUGCUGAGAUACAGGGCGCGCCCCCCACCCCCAAAAGCCAUAAAUCAGAGUCUUUCCUUCCAACCUCUCUCCAGAGGCUGCGCUCUGGCUCCGUCGGGGCGGGAGGCAGGAGCCCCAGGGCAGAACCAGUGCCCGGUGUGACACAGAAGCGCAGACAGAGGGCACAAUGGGCUGUUGGCUCUUGGAGUCUAUGAAGCUCUGCUGGGACUAAAGGCAGCUCCAUGGCAGAGCCCCCAGCUCAGCCUCCAUUAGGGGACUCCAGAGCCCCCAGAUUCUCCAGGGGGUUGGAAGUGGUGUUCAGGGGCCCGAUGAACUCUGCAAGGGGCAUCAGUGCCAGCUGUGUAUGUGGGGGGCACUAUAGAAAGUGGGGGGUGCCCAUUUGUGCCCCAGGGAUCAGCAUUGGCAAGUCCUCCCCCUGGCCCCCCUUGCUCAGAGGUCCCAGCGCAGCCGUUACUGAAAUCCUCUUGUGAAACCUGCCCAGCACUUGUGGGGAGAUGCUUAUCUGCAGGGACGCCCUGAACCAGCGAGGCCCGAGAGUGGGCUGGUGAUGGGAGGGGUGACAGCAGCACUUUUCAAUCCCGACCCACAGCCCCUGCUUGCCCAGCACUGGCUCCCCUCUGCCUCAGCUCUGCCAGUGCCCCUCUCUCCUGACCCACAGCACAUGCUAGCCCAGCCUUCCAGUCAGGGUCUUUCUAAAGUGGGUCCCCGAGUGGCUGGGAGCCCAGCUCUCUGCUACCAUCAGCAGGGGGGUGAAUCCAGAACCCCCUAUGGUCUAUGCGUACUUUGUAGACCGCUCGUUUGUAAACUCCUCCCAUGGUCCUAGAGGGUGACAUGGGGCAGCUGGUGGAUCAGAGCCCAGGCUGGGUGUGGGGAUGUCGCAAGCUGUCCAUUGCAGGGGGGAGGGAGGCACUAGGGGCUGGGAGCUGAUAAUGGCUCUUCCCCCAUCCCCAGCUUCCUGCUCCAGCCCUAUAUAAGGGGCUGGGAUGGCUGGGGCCAUUGGAGCUCACUGAGGACUCACAGCCAUCACAGAGUGGUUUGCCACCCUAGAUCUGCCCAAGAUGAAGCUGGUCCUGGUCCUGGCACUUGCCCUCCUGGGGGCCGUCUCUGCUCACCAGCUCCCCUCAGAUGAGGGCGCCCCAGAGCAGGAGGUACCAACCGAACAGGGCGAGGAGGAGUCUGGGGAGCCAGAGCCACCAUGCCCCACGGAGAGUGAGAGCUUCAGGAUGAUAGUGCCUGGCCAGGAGGGCCACACCUGUCGCUAUGUGUUUGUGAACAACUGCCAGCCAUUUUGGACAGCCCAACGCCUGUGUGCCCGCUGCUACCGCGGCCGCCUGGCCUCCAUUCACAACUAUGCGACCAAUCAUCGCCUGAGAUGCACGGCACGGGCCCGCACCAACCGGGGCCAAGUGUGGAUCGGGGGCAUCACCUUCCGCAGGUACCGGCGUGUGUGCUCCCGCUGGAUUGACCACAGUCCCUGGAACUACUCCAACUGGGCCAGAGGGAACCCCAGAUGUGCUAGGAAAACGUGUGUUGCCCUGUGCACCAGAGGUGGUAAAUGGAGAAGUGUGAACUGCCGGGCUCGUCUGCCCUUUAUCUGUGCGUACUGAGGGGGAUGCUUCCCCUAAGGGGCCCUGCUGCCCCCACCGCUCUGCUGGCCUGAGACUCCCUGCUCUGCCCUGCCAGAGGCGUCCCUGCUCCCUGGACUCGACUCUGCUCCUGGUCCUGCCCCAGCUCCCCCGGGGCAAGUCUGUGCCCCUCACCCUUGCUCAUAAAUAAAAAGUGCUUCACUCAUCA
Molecule: messenger RNA, 2235 nt
Organism: Chelonoidis abingdonii (Abingdon island giant tortoise)
Lineage: Eukaryota; Metazoa; Chordata; Testudines; Testudinidae
Source: RefSeq, a predicted model, not a curated record